AUGGGUUCGCCGAGCGUUGUUGACGAGCCUAAUGACCGACUUGAACCUGAGCCAGCAGGAUUCAGUGAGCUUGCAGAGUCUGACAGCGAAGAUGACUCCAGCACAAACAAGGAGAACGUGUCGGAUGUACGGCGACAACAGAAUUUGAGGUUCAAAAACCUGCUGCUGGCGCGGGCAGAGAAAGUCACUGCAGAGGAUAUCCAGAAAGCAAUUAAAGUGACCAAAGACAGCGAACUGUCUAUGUCAAAUAUCCUUGCGAAGCAGGAUUUUGCAUCUGUUGUGCACGAUCCACGAGAAUAUCAGUUGGAGCUAUUCGAAAAGGCGAAAACUAACAAUAUCAUCGCCGUGCUCGAUACUGGUAUUACCAUUGCUUUCUUUAGCCCUUGUUUCUUUGUUACCCUGGUGUUCCAGCAAGCUGCUGUUCUCCAAAACCAGAUUGAUCAGAAGAUCGACAAGUUCUGUGGUGCAAUGGAGACACAUCUCUGGGAUGGGGAAACCUGGGCUAAACAUCUUGCUAACAAUAUGGUUAUUGUUUGCACUGCUGAAGUGCUGCACCAAUGCCUUCUUCACUCUUUUGUCAAAAUGGAAAAUAUUAACCUACUAAUUUUCGAUGAAGCUCAUCAUGCAAAGAAGGAUCACCCAUACGCAAGGUAA
Uncinocarpus reesii 1704 is the source of this 654-nucleotide messenger RNA. RefSeq lists its product as uncharacterized. Lineage: Eukaryota; Fungi; Ascomycota; Eurotiomycetes; Onygenales; Onygenaceae. Gene Ontology annotation, cellular component: cytoplasm. The transcript has 3 exons. Gene Ontology annotation, molecular function: hydrolase activity; DNA binding; ATP binding. Bases 1 to 654 code for a protein of 217 amino acids. The record is from RefSeq and is a predicted model, not a curated record.